AAAACCCCAUUUACACACAAUUCCUAACGCCUCUGUAUCAUUGAGAGAAAAAGCUAGGGAGAAACAAAGAAAGAGAAAAAUGGGAGUUUUUACAUUCGUUUGCAAAGGUUCAGGAGAUGAAUGGAGUGCUAAGCAACUGAAGGGUGAUCUAGAAGCUUCUGCUUCUUCCACCUAUGAUCUUCAGCGCAAGCUUGUUCAAGCUGCUCUUUCCACUGACUCUUCUGGUGGCGUUCAGUCCUCUUUCUCCUAUGUUACUCCUUCCUCUGCUGUCUUUCAGGUGAUCAUUGGUGGCGGUGGGGGCGGUGGCUUCAUCGGAGGUGGUGCAGCAGCAGCAGCGGCUCCUUCUGGUGGUGCAGCAGCUGCAGAAGCACCUGCAGCUGAGGAGAAGAAGGAAGAGAAAGAAGAGAGUGAUGAUGAUAUGGGAUUCUCACUCUUUGACUAGAUUGGCAUUAUAUAGUAGUACAUUUUUCAGUUUCUCUGCAUCUUUUUUCAGUGUCACUAUGUUGGCCCUAAAUUUUUGAUAAGCAUUGGAUUUAUCAGUUGCUGUUUAGGUAUCUAAUGACAUUGUGUUCUAUGGUUCUUUGACUCACUUUGCUCUCA
Nicotiana attenuata is the source of this 600-nucleotide messenger RNA. RefSeq names its product 60S acidic ribosomal protein P3-like. Gene Ontology annotation, biological process: translational elongation. The record is from RefSeq and is a predicted model, not a curated record. Lineage: Eukaryota; Viridiplantae; Streptophyta; Magnoliopsida; Solanales; Solanaceae. Bases 80 to 442 code for a protein of 120 amino acids. Gene Ontology annotation, cellular component: ribosome. The transcript is spliced from 2 exons. Gene Ontology annotation, molecular function: structural constituent of ribosome.